CUCCCGAGGCGCGCCGGUACGACGAAUCCAACACGCGUUUUCCGAGGCGGGAGGCGUCGGGGAGGCUCGAAGAGGAAGGAGAAGCCCCACAACUUGCCCUCCCGCUGCCGUGGCGCCGCCGCGUUUUCGUCCCCGCUCGCCAGCCCCAGAUGGAGGACAUGGAGGUCCCUUUGGUCAACAACCUCAACGACAACAGCGACAGACUGAGGGCGAAAGGGAAAGAUGUGUUCAAGGACCAGCACAAGGAGUCCGAGAGCUCCAUGGAGUCUCCCAACCUGGAGUUUGAAUACGGCGACACGGACGCGAUCACGGCUGAACUCUCAGAGCUUUUCAGCUACACCGAAGAACCGGAGUUUGCUCUGAACAGAGAUUACUUUGAGGAGGACUUCAGAAGCCAUGCCCGAGGCAGACGUUGGAUCGAUCUGAGCCCGGACGACCGCCGCACGUAUGUGAUGAGAUUACUCGACGCGUUAGAGGUGACUGACCGGGACAAGAGGCUGAAGGUGGCCCGGUCCAUCCUCUACCUCGCCCAGGGGGUAUUUGACGAGUGCGACACCGAAGCGGACUUGCUCCGCUGGUCCAGGCAAAACGUCUUCCUGCUGUACGACAUGGGCAUCUUCACAGCCCUGCUGGAGCUUCUCAGCAUGGAGAUAGACAACAACCAAGCAUGCAGCAGCGCGGUGAGAAAGCCCGCCAUCUCCCUUGCCGACAGCACAGAACUGAGGGUGCUGCUCAGCAUCAUGUACCUGAUGGUGGAGACCAUCCGAGUUCAAACGGAGGACGACGGACCGCAGUGGAGGGCGGCCAGGGAGGCCUUUAAGAACGAGCUAGCCGCCCCCCUGUACAACGGCGAGCCCUUCGCGCUGCUCCUCUUCUCCAUGGUGACCAAGUUCUGCAGCAUGAGCGCACCUCAUUUCCCCAUGAAGAAAGUGCUCCUCCUCCUAUGGAAGACGAUCCUGUUCACCUUGGGAGGCUUCGAGGAGCUGCAGGCGAUGAAGGUGCUGGGGCGCGAGCGUCUCCGGCUGCCCCCCCUCCCCGAGGACAGCAUCACGGUGGUGAGGGCCAUGAGGGCCGCCUCGCCCCCCGCCUCCGCCAUGGAGCUCAUCGAGCAGCAGCAGCAGCAGAAAAGGGGGCGGCGGAGUCGCAGGAGUGCCUUUGUUGAUAGCUUGGAAGGAGACAGUCCCUUUCCCAAGAAGCAGCCGCUGGUCAAACAGGACAGCCUGGACACGUACAACGAGCGGGACCCGUUCAAGAACGACGACGUCCGCGACGACGAGGAGGACCCCGACGACCCCGACGGCGGCAUGGAGGGCGAGGUGGACCCUUUGGACCGCGACGUCAUCAUCCAGCCGCCGCCGCCUCUGCGGCCCCCCACCGAGAGGGUCAACUUCCCCAAGGGCCUCCCCUGGGCCCCGAAAGUCAGGGAGAAGGACAUCGAGCACUUCCUGGAGACAAGUCGGAACAAGUUCAUCGGCUUCACCCUCGGAAAUGACACCGAGACCCUCGUGGGCCUUCCCCGACCCAUCCACGAGAGUGUGAAGACUCUGAAACAGCACAAAUACGUGUCCAUCGCCGAAGUGCAGAUGAAACGCGAGGAGGAGCUCCAGCAGUGUCCGCUGAGCUUGGGCGAGGAGGAGGUGGAAGAGACCCCCGCCGAGGUGCUGUACCUGGGCAUGCUUCCGAACCUCUCGCAGUACGUGAUCGCCCUCCUAAAGCUGCUGUUGGCCGCGGCGCCGACCUCCAAAGCCAAAACGGACUCCAUCAACAUCCUCGCCGACGUGCUACCUGAGGAGAUGCCAAUCACGGUCCUCCAGAGCAUGAAGCUGGGCAUCGAUGUCAACCGGCACAAAGAAAUCAUCGUCAAGGCCAUCUCCGCCCUGCUGCUGCUGCUCCUCAAACACUUCAAACUCAACCACGUCUACCAGUUUGAGAUCGUCUCCCAGCAUCUGGUGUUUGCCAACUGCAUCCCGCUCAUCCUCAAGUUCUUCAACCAGAACAUCAUGUCUUAUAUCAGUGCCAAAAACAGUAUUUGUGUGUUGGACUUCCCCCACUGCGCCGUCCACGAGAUGCCCGAGCUCACCGCCGAGAGCCUGGAGGCUGGAGACAACGCCCACUUCUGCUGGAGGAACCUCUUCUCCUGCAUCAACCUGCUCCGAAUCCUCAACAAGCUGACCAAGUGGAAACACUCUCGGACCAUGAUGUUGGUGGUCUUCAAGUCGGCCCCCAUCCUGAAGCGAGCGCUGAAGGUCAAGCAGGCCAUGAUGCAGCUGUACGUGCUCAAGCUGCUGAAAAUCCAGACCAAGUACCUGGGCCGCCAGUGGCGGAAGAGCAACAUGAAGACCAUGUCGGCCAUCUACCAGAAGAUAUCGACGCGCGGCCUUGGGACUUCCAAGCGGAGGAGUGCGCCCUGCGGGAGAGCAUCGAGAAGUUCAACGGCCGGCGCUACGACAAAAACCGCAACGGCGACUUCGCCCCCGUGGACAACUGCCUGCAGAGCGUACUGGGGCAGCGCGUGGACCUGCCCGACGACUUCCACUACAGCUACGAGAUGUGGCUGGAGAGGGAGGUCUUCUCGCAGCCCAUCGAGUGGGAGGGCCUCCUGCAGGAGCCGUGACGACGGGUGGGGUGUGCGGUGGUGGUGGUGGUGGUGCCGCCGGGGGCAGCGUAAGACGUUCCUAUCACGGCCCCGAACGCUCACAUGGACGAGGCGGCCAGGAACUGAGGUAGCGUUUCCUGAUAAUCUCAAAGCGGGGGUCACCGGAUCUCCGGGGAUCCGCGAGCCAUGGCUUUGGGGUCCACAAAAUAAUCAGCAUUACAUUUUAUAUUAUUUUAAAAAAGAAAAAAGCAUAACUACAUGUGGGGACCAGCGCGCCAAUAAAAAAAAUAAUACCGUAAUUCCCGGCGUACAGUGCGCACCUGGUUAUAAGCCUCGGUACACAGCUGGCUAGCGCGGCGCGAACGUUAUCUUUCUGUGUACCGAGGCUUGUUGCCAGGUGCCCUAAUGCCAGCCCCGUGCUAACGUUAGCGCCACAUCGCCACAAAAACUGGAGGUUAGCUAGCAGGGCGUGAGUGUUACUCUUUCUGUGUACUGAGGCUUGUAACCAGGUGCCCCAACGCUAGCGCCGUGCUCACGCUAGUGCUGCAUCAUCGUAUAACCCGCAGGCUAGCUACUGCGGCGCGAGCAUUAAACUUUCUGUGUAGCGAGGCUUAUAACCGGGUGCGUUAACGCUUGCCCUGUGCUAAUGCUAGCACCGCAUAAACCGCAGGCUAGCUAGUGCGGCGCAAGCGUUAAACUCUUUCUGUGUAUCGAGGCUUAUUACCAGGUGCGCUAACGCUAGCGCCACAUCACCGCUAAACCGCAGGGUUGAAAGCGUGUGAAAAAAGUCGCGGCUUGUAGGCCAGAAAUUACGGUACAUGAAAUACGGCACGAUGUUGCGACGAGCCGGUGCAUAUUAUUUGAAAGGUUUUAGCCAAGUGAGAUCUGGCACCAAUACUGCCAAGCCUUACAAAUACAGUCUAUGAAGUUUUUUACAACAAUACUUUAAUAUUUAUAAGUUUAUAUUGUACCUGCGGAUGAAAUAGGCAAGCUUGCGGUCAAAAUGGACCCGAGCCGUCCAUUCGAGCCAGCCGAGCCUUUCGUUUAAUGGCAAUUUUUCUCGUUGCCUCUCUCUGUAGCAACCGUCUUAUUUGCAGUCAACGAAUGCAAAUAUUUGGGUUAACGAUCUCAAAUUUGAAUAAGAAAUGCCGAUUAAAUGAGACGCACUGGUCAGGUAUUCAUUUUUCAAAUGAUGUCGACUUUUUUUGAGGACACCCGUUUCUAAUUGCCAAAACGACACAGCAGCUGUAGGCGGGGAAAAUGAGGCUAAUUGUUAUUGUUUUGUGACAAACAAAAUGUGACGCAUUUUAAAUUUUAAGACUUGAGGGAUGGUAUUAAUCUGCCCAAAUACUGCACAAAAAAAAGAAGAAAAAAAAAACACAUCCAGUACUUGCGCUGCGCCUUCACAAGCACAUUGUCAAUUUUUAAAGUUAAAUUUAUUUUUAUUUUCUCGACUUGACCUGCCAACAACGUGAGCUUCAGGGCAAUGCCGGGCUCCACUGAAGCACAACACACAAUUGUCAAUGUGUCAGAUGUUGUAUUUUAUUCUUAUUUCAAAGAAUUAUUUUGAUGUCCACUUCUGUAUUUCUUUUUGAAUGUGCAUGAUGGCCACGUAUUUUUUUUUUAAUGUUCUGUUAUUGUUUGCAAAUGGGUAAAUGUCUCAGAAGAAUAAUAUACUUGUAGAAUCUCAGGUUUACACAGAUGCUACGUUGCAAAGCUUUUAUCACGAUGAGCUCCUGGACACUUGCACAUUCUUGUACUGAACAUUAAUAACGACAUUGUUACAUUUGUGCCGAAAUAUGAGUGGCAUUUUUACUUCCUCACUCUUGCCUCCGUUAUGCCAAAUGUGAUUUAUUUUAUACUUCAAAACUGUACAGUCUAUGAAAAUAGACUUAUUAUAUCUUAAUAGAAUAUGUCAAAAGUGUUACGGUUCUUGUCAUGAUGUCUAUCCGGGUUUUUUUUUUUGAGGGUAUGUGCAAUUAUGGAUCAGCAGAGGCUUUAUUUGAGAUAUUAAAUACAUAACAUGACAGUUACCUAUUAAACAAU
Molecule: messenger RNA, 4642 nt
Organism: Syngnathoides biaculeatus (alligator pipefish)
Lineage: Eukaryota; Metazoa; Chordata; Actinopteri; Syngnathiformes; Syngnathidae
Gene: strip2
Product: striatin interacting protein 2
Exons: 22
Coding region: 150-2948 (932 amino acids)
Biological process (GO): cytoskeleton organization
Cellular component (GO): cytosol
Source: RefSeq, a predicted model, not a curated record